This is a messenger RNA of Pygoscelis adeliae (Adelie penguin), 3990 nucleotides long. RefSeq names its product nuclear pore complex protein Nup160-like. Lineage: Eukaryota; Metazoa; Chordata; Aves; Sphenisciformes; Spheniscidae. The record is from RefSeq and is a predicted model, not a curated record. The annotation marks the transcript as partial. The transcript has 34 exons. Gene Ontology annotation, molecular function: structural constituent of nuclear pore. Gene Ontology annotation, cellular component: nuclear pore.
GAGCUGAUAACGGAGAGCCAAAUGCAGUCCGUGUUUACAGAUAUCGGCAAAAUCAACUUCAGAGAUCCUUCGAAUUACUGCGUGAUUCCCAGCGUGCCGGGCCUGGCGUCUAAUUCUGUCGCCUCAGCGGCGUGGCUUAGCAGCGAGGGGGAGGCUCUCUUCGCUCUGCCCUCUGCUUCGGGAGGGAUCUUCGUCCUUAAGCUGCCUCCUCACGAUGCGCCCGGAAUGGUUUCAGUUGUGGAAUUGAAACAGAGCUCGGUGAUGCAGCGUUUCCUUACCGGGUGGAUGCCAACUGCCAUCAGAGGUGACUGUGGCCCGUCGGACCUGCCUAUCAGCCUCUCUGUUCACUGCCUAGAUCACGAUGCCUUUCUCUUUGCUCUCUGCCAGGACCAUAAACUUCGGAUGUGGUCCUAUAAGGAUCAAAUGUGCCUGAUGGCUGCAGAUCUGCUGGAGUUCAUGCCGGUCAGCAGGGACCUGCGGCUUGCAGCUGGGACCGGGCACCGACUGCGGCUGGCCUUCUCCCAGUCCCUGGGGCUUUACCUCGGCGUGUACAUGCACGCACCCAAGCGAGGGCAGUUCUGUGUCUUCCAGCUGGUGAGCACCGAGAGCAACCGCUACAGCCUUGACCACAUAUCCUCCCUGUUCUCCUCGCAGGAGACUCUCGUUGACUUUGCCUUAACCUCGGCUGAGAUCUGGGCACUGUGGCACAACGAAGAGAACCAAACCGUUGUGAAAUACAUCAACUUCGAGCAAAAUGUCGCGGGCCAGUGGAACCAGGUCUUUGUGCAGCCACUGCCUGAAGAGGAAGUGACGGUUCGACACGAUCAGGACCCCAGGGAAACCUACCUGGAGUAUCUCUUCAUGCCUGGCCGGUUCACAAAUGCAGCUAUCCAGAAGGCUUUACAGAUCUUUUCUCAAGGAACUGAGAGACACGUGGAUCUGACGUGGGAUGAGUUAAAAAAAGAGGUUACCUUAGCCGUAGAAAGGAAGUUCCAGGGCAGCGUGACAGAAUACGAGUGCUCACCGGAGGAGUUUUGGCAGCUGCAGGUGGAGUUCUGGUCCAAGUUCUAUGCCUGCUGCCUUCAGUACCAAGAAGCGCUCUCACGGCCCCUGGCCCUGCACUUGAAUCCCUACACCAGCAUGGUGUGCCUGCUGAAGAAGGGCUCCCUGUCUUUCCUCGUGCCCUGCUCCUUGGUGGACCAUCUCUAUCUCCUCUCUAACGAGCACCUCCUGACUGAGGAUGACGCAGCCAUCUUUGAUGAUUUGGAGAUGUCUCGUGAUGUUGUCUGUCUUGUCCAGUGCCUUCGACUGAUCGGAGAAUCAAUUUCCUUGGAAAUGGCAUUCAUAAUGGAAAUGGCUUGCUCCCGCCUCCAGCCUCCAGAAAAGGCUGCAGAGGAGAUCCUGGAGGACUUGAUAGCUAAUGACACGGAAAAUGUGAUGGAGGAUAUACACAGCAAACUGCAGGAGAUCAGAAACCCCAUCCACGCCAUCGGAGUGCUCAUCCGAGAAAUGGACUACGAGACGGAUGUUGACAUGGAAAGAGGUGAAAGCUCCACAGCAGUGCCUCACCAUCUAAAUAUGCGCAUGAACCUCACCCAGCUGUAUGGCAGUGGUACCGCUGUCAACGUGGUUUGCUGGGGGGUAUGUAAGAUUGCCACGAUCCGUUUCCUGAUCUGUCGGGACUUGUUGAUCCUCCAACAGCUGUUGCUGCGGCUUGGAGAUCCUAUGGUUUUGGGAGGGGGACAGCUGUUCCAGUCUCAGCAGGACCUGCUGCACCGCACCUCUCCCCUGCUGCUGUCCUACUACCUGAUCAGGUGGGCAAGCCAGUGCCUGGCGUCGGACGUCCCCGUCGACACGCUGGAAUCUAAUCUGCAGCAUCUAUCUGUGUUGGAGUUAGCAGACACUACUGCUCUAACACCUCAUAAACUAGUAUCCGGCCCUCAAACAAUUGUGGAGCUGUUCUUUCAGGAAGUGGCCAGAAAGCACAUCAUAUCUCGACUCUUCUUGCAACCAAACACCUCUUUGGCUGAAACAAGUUUGAACUGGCCCCAUCUCAUUACCGCAAUAGUGGCUGACUUUCUGCCGCUCCUAUGGCCCAGCAAUCCCGGCUUCCUCUUCCCCGAGUGCCUGAUGGGGAGCUGUCAGUACACCCAGCUGCAGGAAUACAUUCGCCUGCUGCAGCCGUGGUGCCACGUGAACAUGGGCUCCUGCUGCUUCAUGAUGGGCAGGUGCUACCUUGUCAUGGGUGAGGGGCACAAGGCUUUGGACUGUUUCUGCCAAGCUGCGUCAGAGGUGGGAAGGGAAGAGUUCUUGGACAGGCUGAUCCAGCCCGAGGAGGGGGAGAUGGUCUCCACUCCACGCCUGCAGUACUACAACAAGGUUCUGCGCUUGUUGGACAUGGUUGGUUUACCGGAGCUGGUCAUCCAGCUGGCUACCCUGGCUGUCAUGGAAUCGGCGGAUGACUGGAGAAGCCAGGCUACUUUGAGGACUUGCAUCUUCAAACAUCACUUGGAUUUGGGACACAACAGUGAAGCAUAUGUAGCCUUAACGCAAAACCCAGAUCCAAGCAGGCAGCUGGACUGUCUGCGCCAGCUAGUGGUGGUUCUCUGUGAGCGCUCCCAGCUCCAGGACCUGGUGGAGUUCCCCUACGUGAACCUCCAUAACGAGGUCGUGGGGAUCAUCGAAUCUCACGCUCGAGCGGUGGACCUGAUGACCCACAAUUACUACGAGCUCCUGUACGCUUUCCACAUUUACCGCCACAACUACCGCAAGGCUGGAACGGUGAUGUUUGAAUACGGCAUGCGCCUGGGCAGGGAGGUGCGGACGCUCCGAGGGCUCCAGAAACAGGGAAACUGUUUCCUCGCUGCUAUUAACUGCUUACGGUUGAUCCGCCCGGAGUACGCCUGGAUAGUGCAGCCAGCUUCUGGAGCUGUGUACGAACGCCCUGGAGCAUCCCCGAAGAGAAGCCACGACGGGGAGUGCACGGCUGUUCCAUCAACGUGCCAAAUCGAAAUCCUGGAGCUGGAGGAUUUGGAGAGGGAGUGUGUGUUGGCCCGGAUCCGGCUGACUCUGGUGCAGCAUGACCUGUCGGCAGCGGCUGUGGCAGGAUUCCUCUUCUCCUUUGCCUCUCCGCGCUUACAGGAGAUGCGUUGUGCCUGCAGAGCUCUUCAGGAGCUCUGCUGCGACCUAUUCCUGUGGCUGGAGUCCUGCGAAGGGCGGCUUUGGUGCUGGCAGCUGUGGCGAGGCAGGGUGAAAGGGCUGGGCUGCGAAGGCACCCACCUUUGCGCUGCGCUGUCUCGCAGGUGCAUCAAGCUGCAGCUGGGAGGGGAGGCCGCGCAGGCGGAGGCCUGGGACUGGCUAGCAGCAAACCAGCUCUCCGCACUGGUUACCACCAAGGAUCCCAGCUGGGGCGCCGAAGCAGACCGAGCCCGUACCCUCCUUCGGCUGGUUCGGAGCGGUCACCGCGCUGAGAAGCGCCGGGGGCUGCGGCUGGGAGUAGGGAAGGCUCCGCACGAAGGAGUCGGGGUUCGCUGGCACCUCCCGCGGCUACAGAGGAGGUCUCGUCCUGCCACCCCACACCGACCCUGUCCCGGGGCGCAGGAGUUUCAGAUCGGAGAGCUGGCAAAUACUCUGACUAGUAAAUUGGAGUUCCUGGGCAUCAACAGACAAUCUAUCUCCAACUUCCACAUGUUGCUGUUGCAGACAGAGACCCGCAUUGCAGACUGGCGAGAAGGUGCUCUCAAUGGAAACUACCUCAAACGCAAACUCCAAGACGCAGCCGAACAGCUAAAACAAUACGAAAUAAACGCCACCCCUAAAGGCUGGUCCUGCCACUGGGACAGGAUCUCUGGAUCACCUCUUCUGACCAACAGCUCUGACAAAGGACAAACUACAACUCAUCGACGGAACGAAGAACAAGAUUUCUGUCUCCUGCCAGCAGCUCCCAGAUCCGCUCCCUCUCUCUAGCAUUCACUGUGUGUUUGACACCAA